Molecule: messenger RNA, 208 nt
Organism: Pseudophryne corroboree (corroboree frog)
Lineage: Eukaryota; Metazoa; Chordata; Amphibia; Anura; Myobatrachidae
Product: H/ACA ribonucleoprotein complex subunit 3-like
Exons: 1
Coding region: 14-208 (64 amino acids)
Biological process (GO): snRNA pseudouridine synthesis; rRNA pseudouridine synthesis; ribosome biogenesis
Cellular component (GO): box H/ACA snoRNP complex
Molecular function (GO): telomerase RNA binding; snoRNA binding
Source: RefSeq, a predicted model, not a curated record
GCUAAGAUCAAGGAUGUUUCUGCAGUAUUACCUGAACGAGCAUGGUGACCGGGUGUACACCAUGAAGAGAGUAUUUCCAACUGGACAACCAACCUCUUCAGCGCAUCCUGCCCGUUUCUCUCCAGAGGACAAACAUUCUAGACACCGAAUUACAAUCAAGAAACGAUUUUGUUUGUUGUUGACUCAGCAGCUGAGACCUGUUUUGUGA